This is a messenger RNA of Racocetra persica, 1281 nucleotides long. The record is from the annotation of a GenBank genome assembly. Lineage: Eukaryota; Fungi; Glomeromycota; Glomeromycetes; Diversisporales; Gigasporaceae.
AUGUCGUUAGCUACUUUCGCUAGGACGAGACUUCCUUUAAUUUUUAGACAAACCUUUUCCCCAGUUAAGCUUGGAUAUCCAAAGCCAAGCUACUUAUCGCACACCGCGUCGGUUCGUUACUUUGAAACCUUUCCUUCUCUUCAUUCUUUAACCGAAGAAGAAGAAAGUAUCCGCGAUACAGUUGCUAGGUUUGCUCAAGAAAAGAUAUUACCAAAAGUUCAGCACAUGGAUGAGACAGAAAAAGUCGAUCCAAGUGUACUUAAGGGCCUUUUUGAGCAGGGGCUUAUGGGUGUUGAAAUAGAAGCUGAAUACGGUGGUACCAAUAGCUCAUUCAUGUCCGCUGUCCUGGUGGUCGAAGAAAUCGCGAAAGUUGAUCCUUCAAUUAGUGUAAUUUGCGAUGUUCAGAAUACUCUUGUCAAUACAUUAUUUCGAACUUAUGGUAGUGAUCAUUUGAAAAAAAAAUAUUUACCGAAACUUGCAAGUGAUACAGUGGGUUGUUUUUGCCUUUCCGAAGCUGGUGCUGGUAGUGAUGCUUUUGCACUGAAAACGCGUGCUGAAAAGAAAAACGGUCACUAUGUUAUUAAUGGCUCGAAAAUGUGGAUCUCAAAUUCAGCAGAAGCAGAAAUCUUUCUAGUUUUUGCUAAUUUAGAUCCUUCCCAGAAAUAUAAAGGCAUAACGUGCUUUGUUGUAGAAAAGGAUAUGGGUGUUAAAGUUGCAAAGAAGGAAUCAAAGCUUGGUAUUAGGGCUUCAUCGACAUGCACCUUGAAUUUUGAUGAUGUAAAGGUCCCUGAAGAAAACUUACUUGGAGAGGAGUUUAAAGGUUACAAGUACGCUAUCGAAAUCUUGAAUGAAGGUCGAAUUGGAAUAGCAGCUCAGAUGAUAGGUCUAGCUCAAGGCGCGCUUGACCACGCGUUACCUUACUUAUUCCAAAGAAAAGCAUUUGGAUCUUUUAUUGGCGAUUUCCAGGCAAAUCAACAUCAAUAUGCGCAAGCUGCUACUGACAUCGAAGCGGCUAAAUUAUUGACAUAUAAUGCUGCUAGAUUAAAACAAGAAGGAAAAGAUUUUAUUAAGGAAGCUGCUAUGGCCAAACUAUACUCAUCUCAAGUUGCAGAACGGGUUGCGUCAAGAGCGAUUGAAUUAAUGGGAGGUGUAGGGUUUACUAGAGAAUUUCCAGUUGAGAAAUAUUAUAGAGAUGCAAAAAUUGGCUCUAUAUAUGAGGGUACUUCAAAUAUUCAAUUGACGACCAUUGCAAAAUUAAUUGCUGCAAACUAUAAAGCCUAA